Peromyscus eremicus (cactus mouse) is the source of this 339-nucleotide messenger RNA. It is a transcript of the gene Ucn2, whose product is annotated as urocortin 2. Gene Ontology annotation, biological process: cellular response to nutrient levels; adenylate cyclase-activating G protein-coupled receptor signaling pathway; hormone-mediated signaling pathway. The record is from RefSeq and is a predicted model, not a curated record. The transcript has a single exon. Gene Ontology annotation, cellular component: extracellular region. Lineage: Eukaryota; Metazoa; Chordata; Mammalia; Rodentia; Cricetidae. Gene Ontology annotation, molecular function: corticotropin-releasing hormone receptor 2 binding; hormone activity. Bases 1 to 339 code for a protein of 112 amino acids.
AUGGCCAGGUGGGCACUGGUGCUGCUCAUGGUCCUGACAUUGGGUAGGGUCCUACUCGUUCCAGGGACCCCUAUCCCCACCUUCCGGCUCCUCUCUCAGAACUAUCCAGAGACUGUUUCCUACUCUGUGGCCUCGGAGAGCCGCUCAGCUACCACCCCAGGGCCCUCGGCUCCCUGGAGCUACUCCAAAGCUAACCCUCAUCCGGACACGCGCGUCACACUCUCCUUGGACAUCCCCAUCGGCCUCUUACGGAUCUUACUGGAGCAAGCCCGGACCAAGGCUGCCAGGGAUCAGGCUGCCACUAACGCCCAAAUACUAGCUCGUGUUGGCCGCCGCUGA